UGUAUUGGGGCUACCACCCUUGAUGAAUACAGAAAGCACAUUGAGAAAGACCCAGCUCUGGAGAGACGAUUCCAGCCAGUUAAAGUCCCGGAACCCACUGUGGAUGAAACAAUACAGAUUUUGAAAGGGCUUCGAGAGAGAUAUGAGAUUCACCACAAGCUCCGCUACACCGAUGAAGCCUUAGUUUCUGCAGCCCAGCUGUCCUACCAGUAUAUCAGGUAA
Ilex paraguariensis (yerba mate) is the source of this 222-nucleotide messenger RNA. Lineage: Eukaryota; Viridiplantae; Streptophyta; Magnoliopsida; Aquifoliales; Aquifoliaceae. The record is from the annotation of a GenBank genome assembly.